CACCCCGGCAAAUCAGCAAACCACGGAGUCUGUAACGCCUUGCUAGGAAAACAAGCACGCAGCAAUGGCAGCUUCUGUCGCCUGCGCUGGCUUCUUCUUCGACGCCGAACCGGUCCGCUAUCCCAGCCUGCCCGCGCUGGACGCGUGCGCGCUCUGCACCAAGCCGCUGGCUCGCGACAGCGACAUCUUCAUGUACAGAGGGGACACGCCCUUCUGCAGCGAGGAGUGCCGCUACGAGCAGAUGCAGCUCGACGCCAUCCGCGCGAGGCAGGCCGCCAGGUCCGCCGGCCGGAGGCAGCAGUACUCCCAAAGAACGGAGGCUCCUCGCGGGCACCAAGAGCCCAGGAAGGUGUCCGUGGUGACGAGCUGAACGGCCGGAAGCUGCAUAGUUUGAAGACUUGAAAAGUGUUUGGAUUGUGACUUUGUGCCAAGAAGACCCGGAGAAACGUCGAUCUGAUGGGACGAAGAAGUUCCAUUUCUCCGUCACGCUUGCCAAGCCUGAGCAUGAGCAGUGCGAUGAUGCCCGUUGCCGCCGGAGAAGAUUCUGUGAAAAUCCAGCAGCUUGGAUGCAUGCGGCUUUGCCCAUCUCAGCUGCCCACUCUUCAACUCCUGUUGGAGCGUGUUUGACAGUGCUAGACUGUAGGGUGUGUUUCAGCCCCAGUGUAACACCACACUUUGUAAAUCUGAAGAAUUUGGGAAGCUUGUUUCCAAUUUCCAAGCAAUUUUUUUGAGGAAAAUCAUGUCUGCCCUGAGCAGUGGAUUUGGUGUACAAAAUAACAGCCAGAUAAAAAAAAGCACUCUAUGAGUUCCAAUUA
This is a messenger RNA of Phragmites australis (common reed), 815 nucleotides long. RefSeq names its product FCS-Like Zinc finger 1-like. Gene Ontology annotation, biological process: regulation of DNA-templated transcription. The transcript has a single exon. Gene Ontology annotation, molecular function: zinc ion binding. NCBI's taxonomy places the organism in Eukaryota, Viridiplantae, Streptophyta, Magnoliopsida, Poales, Poaceae. Bases 65 to 370 code for a protein of 101 amino acids. The record is from RefSeq and is a predicted model, not a curated record.